AUGUCGCUGAACUUGACCGUGACCGUGCCCCUCGAGGCGAUUCUGGCUGUUCAGGCGGCGGCCGAUGGAGAUAAGACGCAGUCGGUCACCAACUCGAAGAUCGUCGAAGCUGUUGUCGCCGCCAUCGAAGCACUGCCUUGUCGGAUUCAGCCAAAAGACACUUCCGCAGAACAGUCUGUGUCUGCCGCUCCAAAGCCGGCUCCUGUGUACAGUACCGCUCGAUUCGACAUCACAGUACACACUUACAUGGGAAGGACCUUCCAUCAGCGAGUGUCUGCUUCUUCCACGGUCAACGCACUCCGCUCGGCGAUCCAAGACCACCAGGGUAUUCCUUCGGAUCAUCAGCGUCUUUUCUACCAAGGCCAACUUAUGGGCGGUGAUCCUGACGCUGACGGAUUGGAGGCCGGAGAUAUUGCUCUUGGAACGGUGAGUCGCGUACAAAGGUCUUUCUUGAAUUACUGGCAACUAAUUAGCAUCUUGUAGUACGGAUUGACUCGCACCGACAAGGCUCAUCUCUAUCUCACCUGA
Messenger RNA from Lecanosticta acicola, 528 nucleotides. The record is from the annotation of a GenBank genome assembly. Lineage: Eukaryota; Fungi; Ascomycota; Dothideomycetes; Mycosphaerellales; Mycosphaerellaceae.